Molecule: messenger RNA, 2613 nt
Organism: Pan troglodytes (chimpanzee)
Lineage: Eukaryota; Metazoa; Chordata; Mammalia; Primates; Hominidae
Gene: QSOX1
Product: quiescin sulfhydryl oxidase 1
Exons: 13
Coding region: 103-1920 (605 amino acids)
Biological process (GO): protein folding
Cellular component (GO): Golgi membrane
Molecular function (GO): flavin-dependent sulfhydryl oxidase activity; protein disulfide isomerase activity
Source: RefSeq, a predicted model, not a curated record
GGGGCCACGUGGCUCCUCCUUGCGGGCGGAGGCAGGCGGUGCUGCGGCGCCGGGACCCGACUCAUCCGGUGCUUGCGUGUGGUGGUGAGCGCAGCGCCGAGGAUGGGGAGGUGCAACCGCGGCUCCGGGCCGCCGCCGUCGCUGCUGCAGCUGCUGCUGCUGUGGCUGCUCGCGGUUCCCGGCGCUAACGCGGCCCCGCGCUCGGCGCUCUAUUCGCCUUCCGACCCGCUGACGCUGCUGCAGGCGGACACGGUGCGCGGCGCGGUGCUGGGCUCCCGCAGCGCCUGGGCCGUGGAGUUCUUCGCCUCCUGGUGCGGCCACUGCAUCGCCUUCGCCCCGACGUGGAAGGCGCUGGCCGAAGACGUCAAAGCCUGGAGGCCGGCCCUGUAUCUCGCCGCCCUGGACUGUGCUGAGGAGACCAACAGUGCAGUCUGCAGAGACUUCAACAUCCCUGGCUUCCCGACUGUGAGGUUCUUCAAGGCCUUUACCAAGAACGGCUCGGGAGCAGUAUUUCCAGUGGCUGGUGCUGACGUGCAGACGCUGCGGGAGAGGCUCAUUGACGCCCUGGAGUCCCAUCAUGACACGUGGCCCCCAGCCUGUCCCCCACUGGAGCCUGCCAAGCUGGAGGAAAUUGAUGGAUUCUUUGUGAGAAAUAACAAAGAGUACCUGGCUCUGAUCUUUGAAAAGGGAGGCUCCUACCUGGGUAGAGAGGUGGCUCUGGACCUGUCCCAGCACAAAGGCGUGGCGGUGCGCAGGGUGCUGAACACAGAGGCCAAUGUGGUGAGAAAGUUUGGUGUCACCGACUUCCCCUCUUGCUACCUGCUGUUCCGGAAUGGCUCUGUCUCCCGAGUCCCCGUGCUCAUGGAAUCCAGGUCCUUCUAUACCGCUUACCUGCAGAGACUCUCUGGGCUCACCAGGGAGGCUGCCCAGACCACCGUUGCACCAACCACUGCUAACAAGAUAGCUCCCACUGUUUGGAAAUUUGCAGAUCGCUCCAAGAUCUACAUGGCUGACCUGGAAUCUGCACUGCACUACAUCCUGCGGAUAGAAGUGGGCAGGUUCCCGGUCCUGGAAGGGCAGCGCCUGGUGGCCCUGAAAAAGUUUGUGGCAGUGCUGGCCAAGUAUUUCCCUGGCCGGCCCUUAGUCCAGAACUUCCUGCACUCCGUGAAUGAAUGGCUCAAGAGGCAGAAGAGAAAUAAAAUUCCCUACAGUUUCUUUAAAACUGCCCUGGACAACAGGAAAGAGGGUGCCGUUCUUGCCAAGAAGGUGAACUGGAUUGGCUGCCAGGGGAGUGAGCCGCAUUUCCGGGGCUUUCCCUGCUCCCUGUGGGUCCUCUUCCACUUCUUGACUGUGCAGGCAGCUCGGCAAAAUGUAGACCACUCACAGGAAGCAGCCAAGGCCAAGGAGGUCCUCCCAGCCAUCCGAGGCUACGUGCACUACUUCUUCGGCUGCCGAGACUGCGCUAGCCACUUCGAGCAGAUGGCUGCUGCCUCCAUGCACCGGGUGGGGAGUCCCAACGCCGCUGUCCUCUGGCUCUGGUCUAGCCACAACAGGGUCAAUGCUCGCCUUGCAGGUGCCCCCAGCGAGGACCCCCAGUUCCCCAAGGUGCAGUGGCCACCCCGUGAACUUUGUUCUGCCUGCCACAAUGAACGCCUGGAUGUGCCCGUGUGGGACGUGGAAGCCACCCUCAACUUCCUCAAGGCCCACUUCUCCCCAAGCAACAUCAUCCUGGACUUCCCUGCAGCUGGGUCAGCUGCCCGGAGGGAUGUGCAGAAUGUGGCAGCCGCCCCAGAGCUGGCGAUGGGAGCCCUGGAGCUGGAAAGCCGGAAUUCAACUCUGGACCCUGGGAAGCCUGAGAUGAUGAAGUCCCCCACAAACACCACCCCAGAUGUGCCGGCUGAGGGACCUGAGCUUAUUUGAAGUCCUGCCUCAUUCUCACUGGAGCCUCAGUCUCUCCUGCUUGGUCUUGGCCCUCAAUUGGGGCAAGUGAAGCCAGAGGAGGGUCCCCCAGCUGGGUGGGCUGGAAUGGAACUCCUCACUAGCUGCUGGGGCUCCGCCCACCCUGCUCCCUUCCGGACAAUGAAGAAGCCUUUGCACCCUGGGAGGAAGGACCACCCCGGGCCCUCUAUGCCUGGCCAGCCUCCAGCUCCUCAGACCUCCUGGGUGGGGUUUGGCUUCAGGGUGGGGUUUGGAAGCUUCUGGAAGUCGUGCUGGUCUCCCAGGUGAGGCAAGCCAUGGUUGCUGGGCUGUAGGGUGAGUGGCUUGCUUGGUGGGACCUGACGAGUUGGUGGCAUGGGAAGGAUGUGGGUCUCUAGUGCCUUGCCCUGGCUUAGCUGCAGGAGAAGAUGGCUGCUUUCACUUCCCCCCAUUGAGCUCUGCUCCCUCUGAGCCUGGUCUUUUGUCCUUUUUUAUUUUGGUCUCCAAGAUGAAUGCUCAUCUUUGGAGGGUGCCAGGUAGAAGCUAGGGAGGGGAGUGUCUUCUCUCUCCAGGUUUCACCUUCCAGUGUGCAGAAGUUAGAAGGGUCUGGUGGGGGCAGUGCCUUACACAUGCUUGAUUCCCACGCUACCUCCUGCCUUGGGAGGUGUGUGGAAUAAAUUAUUUUUGUUAAGGCAA